ACGGAGGCUGAAGUGAGCAGUAUUUCUCCCUGUUCUGUAAAGAUGGAGGCUUCACACAGAGCUGAACAGGAAACUCACAUCUGUGAGCUCACACUGCACGACUACAACCAGAACCUCGUCACUGAGACGCUACAUGAUAACAACAACCAGCCUGCAGUGCUUUGUGAAGCGCAGAUAAGAGCAGAUUCCAGCACACUGUUAGGAGAGCAGAUCGAAGUCAUCAAGGUGUAUCUUGAGCGAGGCAGACAGGAACAGAACAAGGAGCAACAAAGUCUCACCAUGCUGACUGACGAGGUUUCACACAUUCAGGAGGUGAGGUACUGCCUGAAGACUCUGAGGGAACAGAUGGCAGCCAGACAUAACAACAAUAACAAGAGUCCAGUCAAUGGGAUCCGAGUUCACAUAUCCAGCUCCAAGUUCCCCGACUCCAACACCAGCAUGAACACGUCUGUCCCUGAGAGCCAGGAGCAGGAGUGUGUGAGGUUGAGAGAGAUGACCAAACAUCUGAGUGCUCAGCUGCAGGAGGCAGAAAGGAGACACCAGGAGGACAGAGAGGCAUUACAGGAAGAGAACACGGAGAUCCUGCGACGCCUGGAGGAACAAAACCAUCUUCUGCAGCAGGUCCAGGACCAGGCAGAGGAGCAGAGCCACCGAACUGAGGAGCUGCAGAAACUUCUAGAAAAUCUGAAGCUGGAGAACAACAGCCUUCAUGACAAAAUAACUGCAGGCGAGGCUGAACUUCAGGAACUCCAAGCACUGAAGGACGGGGAAGAUGUGAAAAGGUGCAAACAGCUGGAAAAAGAGCAAGAAGUUCUGAAGGAGAAAAUCCAUCACCUAGAUGACAUGCUAAAGAGCCAACAGAGGAAAGUGAGACACAUGAUCGAGCAGCUUCAGAACUCUCGGGUUAUGAUGGAGGAGAGAGAGCGUCUGAUUGGAGAUCUAGAGGAAAAAGUGGCUUUUCUGGAAGCAGAGAACAGAGAGAUGCGAGACCAGAUGGAGUUCUGUCUGGGUGAUGAAGCACAAAGCUCUCACCAGUCAGAAGCUAAGAUUGUAUACAGCAAGCCUUUGACUCCAACAAGUCCAGGAAACAAAUCUCUGCCCUUCAUCAAAGUGAUCGAGAUCAAGACUUGAGCAGACAUGUGCAUGAUGUGCAUCUCAUUAUCUCUUUCAUGUGUGACCUGAGUUACAGAGUGUGGCUGUACAGACAGGAAUCAACCUGAUUUGAAGAAGAUCUUAACACCUGACCUUGAUAGCUUCUUUAGUAAACUAAAUACUGAUAAUAAAUAAUCGCUCAUUUUGAGUAAUUAUAGCAGAUUUUGUUGCAGAAAUGAUCAUAGUUCAGACAUAAAAUUUAAUAUUUACAUUUUUAUCAAUGACUAUCAAUAUUAAAAACACUCUCAGAAGG
Molecule: messenger RNA, 1405 nt
Organism: Hemibagrus wyckioides
Lineage: Eukaryota; Metazoa; Chordata; Actinopteri; Siluriformes; Bagridae
Gene: tuft1b
Product: tuftelin 1b
Exons: 12
Coding region: 43-1131 (362 amino acids)
Biological process (GO): intracellular signal transduction
Cellular component (GO): intracellular anatomical structure
Source: RefSeq, a predicted model, not a curated record